Molecule: messenger RNA, 7271 nt
Organism: Rhineura floridana
Lineage: Eukaryota; Metazoa; Chordata; Lepidosauria; Squamata; Rhineuridae
Gene: RBPJ
Product: recombination signal binding protein for immunoglobulin kappa J region
Exons: 12
Coding region: 89-1609 (506 amino acids)
Biological process (GO): regulation of transcription by RNA polymerase II; Notch signaling pathway
Cellular component (GO): nucleus; MAML1-RBP-Jkappa- ICN1 complex
Molecular function (GO): RNA polymerase II cis-regulatory region sequence-specific DNA binding; DNA-binding transcription activator activity, RNA polymerase II-specific
Source: RefSeq, a predicted model, not a curated record
CGAGGGGGAGCGGUUGGGGCGCGCGCGUGUGGUAGAUACAUUGGCUCCUUCUCGCGAGAGUAGGAGUUUUGGCGAGAGUUUGAGGAAGAUGGCGCCUGUUGUGACAGGGAAAUUUGGUGAGCGACCUCAACCCAAACGGCUCACCAGUUCUGUACCUGAACACUUGUUUGGGGGCAUAAUACACAAUGGCCUAGCUGCUUUUGGGGAAGCUAUGAGGAACUAUUUAAAGGAGCGUGGUGAUCAAACAGUCCUAAUCCUUCAUGCAAAAGUUGCACAGAAAUCUUAUGGAAAUGAAAAGAGGUUUUUCUGCCCCCCUCCUUGUGUCUAUCUUAUGGGUAGUGGGUGGAAGAAAAAAAAAGAACAGAUGGAACGGGAUGGCUGCUCUGAACAAGAGUCUCAACCAUGCGCCUUUAUUGGGAUAGGAAAUAGUGACCAAGAAAUGCAGCAGUUAAAUCUGGAAGGAAAGAACUAUUGCACAGCUAAAACCUUGUACAUAUCUGACUCUGACAAGCGAAAGCACUUCAUGUUAUCAGUAAAAAUGUUUUACGGCAACAGCGAUGAUAUUGGCGUGUUCCUCAGUAAACGAAUCAAAGUAAUCUCCAAACCUUCUAAAAAGAAACAGUCGCUGAAAAAUGCAGAUUUAUGCAUUGCAUCAGGGACAAAAGUGGCACUAUUUAACAGACUUCGGUCACAAACAGUUAGCACGAGAUACUUGCACGUAGAGGGAGGAAAUUUCCAUGCCAGCUCGCAACAGUGGGGAGCAUUUUACAUUCAUCUCUUGGAUGAUGAUGAAUCAGAAGGUGAAGAAUUCACAGUUCGAGAUGGCUACAUUCAUUAUGGCCAGACUGUCAAACUUGUUUGUUCAGUUACUGGCAUGGCACUCCCAAGACUGAUCAUUCGGAAAGUAGACAAACAGACAGCAUUACUAGAUGCAGAUGAUCCAGUGUCACAACUCCAUAAGUGUGCAUUCUACCUUAAGGAUACUGAACGAAUGUACUUGUGCCUUUCCCAAGAGCGAAUUAUCCAGUUUCAAGCCACUCCAUGUCCAAAAGAACCAAAUAAAGAGAUGAUUAAUGAUGGAGCUUCAUGGACAAUCAUUAGCACAGAUAAAGCAGAGUACACAUUUUAUGAGGGAAUGGGACCUGUCCACGCUCCAGUAACACCUGUGCCUGUAGUAGAAAGUCUUCAGUUGAAUGGUGGUGGAGAUGUAGCAAUGCUGGAACUUACUGGGCAGAACUUCACUCCAAAUUUACGUGUCUGGUUCGGGGAUGUGGAAGCUGAAACGAUGUACAGAUGUGCAGAGAGCAUGCUGUGCGUUGUUCCUGAUAUUUCUGCAUUCCGGGAAGGCUGGAGGUGGGUCCGUCAGCCAGUCCAGGUUCCGGUCACGUUGGUCCGCAAUGAUGGCAUAAUCUACUCUACCAGCCUUACAUUUACCUACACACCAGAACCAGGACCCCGACCCCACUGUAGUGCUGCUGGAGCAAUCCUCAGAGCCAACUCAAGUCUCCUGGCAUCCAGCGAAACAAACACAAACAACGAAGGAAGUUACACAAAUGUCAGCACAAACCCAACCAAUGUCACAUCAUCAGCGGCAGCAGUAGUUUCCUAACCACUGCUCUUUAUGUGGGACUUGUAAAGACUAAGUGCUUCAAACAGUGAAACUGGACAACUUUUGUGGUUCCAUGGGAAAAACACCUUUUCACUACUCUUUGAACUUCUAUCACCUACAAGUGCUGAUCUCCAUAGAAGCCACAAUUUAAAAUUUUGGGGAGGAAAGACCCCUUUAUUUUUUUUCAAAAUCUAUUUUUAGUUGUCUUUAAAAAUGGGCACGAAACUAAAAAAUAAAUAAAAGUGGCUGGGAUACAAAUUGAACUAAAAAACAUGGACAUAACAUAGUUUUUAUGGACCAAGGAAUGCUUUAGUAUAAAAGGUACAUUUUCACCAUACCUUUUUGUAUCACAACAUAUAGUAAGCUUUUGUUACCAAAUAGUUUAUAUAUUAUUUUUUUUCCUCUGAGCAUUUGCUCUGAAGUAUAUUCAGGUUCCAAGCCUGACCAUGCUUGUAUAAUCUAAUUACCAUACUCUUCCAGUUUUUAAAAAAAUAUAUAUAUUUUUGGUCUGUGGCUGGAACUGUUGCAUUUUUUUAAACUGAAGUCUUGUGACUUUUUAUGAACUGAAUUUUUUGUUUUUAUUUUCAGCGACUAGAACCUUGUAAAGGCCAGCAUAUUUUUUUUUAAGAUUAUAUGAAGUUUGUGCAAAAGCUUUAAAAAUGCCUCUGCCUUGCCUGCAAUACAUGCAAUGUAUGUUAACUUUAGAGUUCCUCUUUCCAUCAUUGUGGACAGCUCUUUCUAUGUGUUCCUUUUUAUGUAUUUAUAGUGUUGAGUCAUGAGGUUUUUAACAUUACAAAUGUGGCCUCGUGCAGUUAUCCUAACUGCUCACGCUACUGGCAUAUGUUGGCGUUAUAAAGGGUCUUUCCCUUCUUUUCACAGUCAAUACAUGCAUCAGAAAAUAUUUUCAGGAUUUCUUCAGGUUGGCUUUUUUAUUUUUGCUAAUCUUGUACAUAAUUUGCUAUUAAGUAUAAGUUAAAUAUGUGUGUGAUUUUUUUUAAGUGAACUGUUCCCAAUAACUUCAUUUGGCAGCAUGUUUUCUGUCUCGUUGGCAUAUGACAACAUUUUUCUUGACGCAUCGGCCACAAACAGGAUUGAUAGGUGCAUCUCGUCAUGAAUUGGGAGCCAUCACAAACUACCACGGCUAUCCUCAGACAUUAGGCCAACCUAAUGAACUAGUUUUUUGUAUGAUAUUUUUCUUUGAGUGUGAAGUAAUUGUACAGUUAAAUGAUAGUACUUAGAAAUGGCUAAUUGCAAAAGCACUGAUUUGGACUACUCUUCACCCUCUCCUUCUUCAUUGCCAAUCAUCUAGUGCAAUGCUCAUAUCUUUCCCUGAUUGCAUGUUAAUUGAGGGCCAAUUUACACUACUGCUUUCAUCUUUCCAAAGUACUUUUUCAAACCUCCUUGUGGAAAGCUCCAUAGGGGCAUUUGUGAAUGGGUCCAGUACACACUGGCCAGGAUCCUAAAUGCCUGUGAAUACACAAAAUCAACAGUUCUAUGGUGCCACAGAAUUCCUUGGUUUUGCUGCAACAGGCUGACGUGGCUACCAUGAUGGAAAGUGUGCUUGCACAGUAUUUCAGUACCCUCAUGGGGGAGGCAACUGAUACCCUUCCAGCCUACAUAAUCUGUCACAUCAGAUGCCACUGUGGAGCAUGUCCUGACCUCCAGGGGCAACUUUUCUGGGGACCCAAGUUCUAGGAAAGAGGGCAUGAAAAGCCCCAGGCCAUAUGUGGCUUUUUGGAUCUUGGCCAUUGGGUUCCCCUGCCAUUAUGUGCCUGGGAAUCCUAGUGAUUGAGGUUUAUUGGGUGAUCAGGUGGUGCAGAAGCCCAACACAUGCUGGACCUAGUCACAAAACUGCCUGUCCGUUGGUUGAUAUCCAAGCCCCUGCUAAUGGAAGAGCAAAAGUGCUUAAUUUGGGCCUUGAAUUGCACUAGAUGGAUAUUAGUGGUACUUUUAUUCGGAGCUCACUCUAAUCUCCCUCCCCCCUUUUGACAGCUGAUUUGAAACUAUAGGUCUCUGAUUUGUUGCACCCAUAGAAGUACAUGCAGGAUAUACAUGCAGUCCUCCUCCCUCUUAUCUAAUAGAGAUAUAUUGCAUUCUGUGUGAAUUUUCAUUCUUCCAUAAACAAAAGGCAUAGCAUAGUGGCUAAUAUGAACCCACAGCUUCUUGCAGGGAAGCUUUUGAUUACACAAUUAAGCAACAUUAAUGGCUUCAACCUAGUCUGCAGGUUUAAUUAUCAGCACUAUUACUGGAGUAGACUUUUUUCUAUAUGAAGACUUGCAUAAUUAGACUGCAGAUACCAAACAAUUCAGUUAAAUCAGAGACACUGUCUUGAAAUGUGCUUUUAUUCCACCAUGGCCUUCCUGUGUAUUGUCUUUUCAUAACUUUUCCCCAUCAUCAUUGUUGCAUGGCGCUGGUUCUUAAUACAAGCCAAUUACUGCCUCUCCUCAUCUCUUUUUUAGUGACCAAGGGCGGAUUCAUUGUGGCCUUAUCUUGGUUGUUUACUGGCAUUUAUCUGCAAGCCUGGGUACUUUUCUGUUUUUAAUUUUCUCCCUAUGGUAAUGUGGUGGAAAUUGCCUCACAGUGUAUGUUAAAGAUGUAUUGAAUACUACACAGUACUGUCCAACUCAUGGGGCCUUUCACUGAAUACCUUUGGGAUCAAAAAUUGAUAAUAUUCUGGGUUUUCAGUAACAUAAAAACUAAACAUCAUAUACACAAUUAUAAACCAUUACAAGCUUACCGACUUUAACAAAAUAUUGUUGCAAACUUUUCAGACCCCUCAGAUGUAUUUCAGUAUCCCAUGUUGUCAUUUUUUGCAUAUAGCUGCAUCUGAGCCUCCUUAGCCUCUUUGCCAUAUGUUGCCCAAAUGACAUAGAUUCCUUAAGAGAUAUAAAUAUUGAACAUAACAGAUAACAUUGGUGUCUACUUUUUGCCUUUCUCUAUGCUGCAGUAUAGUGACAGAAUGUUGGGAGAGGGGAGAUUUCAGCAAUAUCUUGUAACCUUAGAAUGCUUGGCUUUUGUAUCCUUUUUCUGGACCUAGUGGUUCUAUAACCUUCAGGGGGGAAAUUGGCAACUUGAAAAUAGUUUUCCAGACUAAAUUAGAAAUAGUUUUCAUUGCUCUUUUGGAAUUGUGUUCUGAAUCUCUUUACCUGAUAGAUGGAUGAAACCUUUUUUAUUUUCAUUAAUGGAUUUGGCUGUUCAGCUUCUAUAACAGAAGCCCAAAUAAUCUAAAUUUGCCUGCUAAUACAGCAGCCCCAGUUAUUUUGUGAAGUACUUCUGGAAAAAAAAUGAAGCUGUGGUCCACAAAUUGCUUGCUUCUGGAAUAUACAGUAGGGCCCGGUUACCGGCGCUUCGCUUCCCAGCAUUCCGCUAAUGCAGCGGCCUUCAUUCCCCAUUUAAAGCUGCUUUUGCCGCUUUUGUGGCAUUUUUGCGCGAUGCGCCCCAUUAUACUCAAUGGGGUUCCACUUUAUGGCAAUUUCCGCUUUACGGCGGGGGUCCAGAACGGAACCUGCCAUAUAAGCGGGGCCCGCCUGUACUUACUGGCCUAAAUGGGGCUACCUCAGAAUAACCAGUCAGAAUUACAGCAUAACUUCCCUCAUAAUUAUAGCCAGAAGAUAUCGUAAGAGUGUUCUGUCACAACCCUUGAACCUUGUUUAGGGCCACGUUACUCAAUAAAGAGAAUAAAGUUUUUCCUAGACCAUACUAUUACAGUUUGAAGGGACCAUUUGACUUUUAAACACCUUUAGGUUCAUGAAACAUUUGCAUGUCUAGGCAAAGAGUUCAUUCUAGCCUCCUCCUCCUGAUCAUGCUAGAGCUCUACAUGCAAGGAGUUUUUCCUCCUUUCAGCAGCACUAAUGCAUUCAAUGCCUCCCUCGUGUAGUGGUCACAUUCUAGGAACAACUUUUACUAGUUGAUUUUGUAACUUAUCCUUGCAUCAUUGGGGAGGAUAGAUCAAACUUUGAGUUGGUACAGACCACUUUUUAAUUGCUUUCCUAAUAAUAUGAGAGAGCAAAUAGUAUGUUCUGUUGUGUUUAGAAACGGUGGUUCAAAGCUGAGUACUAUUACAUUUUAGGUCAUUGUUAAAUUUUGCACUUCAUAUUUUCUACAGGUCAGAGUCUCAUGGAAUUAUACAAGUUGUCUGGAAAUAUCACAAUAAGUCUCUUAAGUAGAUGUGUUUAAUGCACCUCUGACACUAGUGCGACCCGUUUCAGACCAAAUGGCUUCAUAGUGGCUUCCAUUCUGAAACAACAUGCUUACUUCAGUUAUUAAUCAUGCCAUUUAUUUUUCUUUCAGAAGCUGUUAUAUGAGUAUAGAAUGUCUGUACUUUCCUGUGCCAGAUGUUUUAAUUUGUUUUCAAACACUGUAAAUGUGGGAUUGAGUGGCAGCUUUGUGUUAGAAACAAAAUUAGGGUUUCUGUCUAACCAUUUUGGGACUGAAGUAUUUUUCUCUUGGUUGAAACUGCAAUACUGAGUAGCUAUUCCAGCAUUGUGAAUGUGUAUUUUUUCUAUGUUCAGUUGUUUUGGGGGGCUUUAUAUUAUAUUCACCUUGUAUUGUUUUGUGCUUCUGGAGGUGAAGCCUCACCACAACCAGCACAUGCAGCAGCCUGGAAAGAGUGUGAUUUGGUUACUGCUCAGUCCUACGCAUGUUUAUUUGGAAGUCAUUCUCAUUGAAUUCAAUGGAGUUUACUCUCACUGUGCAUAGAAUUGUGACAUUUGGCCUCCUUGUGUACCCCUCCUCGGUCAAAACCACUCAGGCAAUGCAGGGGUGUGUGGGUGCAGGCUAGCUCAACUUCCUACUGAAACAGAUAGCCGCCCCACACGCUCCAUGUACAAAAUCCCUUCAUCCAUUGGCUGAAUGCAUAGAUUCAUGCAUUACUGGUGGGAAAUGGAAUUAGCCUAUGUAGCCCCACAACACCCCUCAUGGUCUUUCUCAUAUUCUUUCAACGUGUGUGUGAUGUCUGAACUUCUCUGGUCCUUGGUUGUGGCUAGAUUUGCUAAGAAGCCAUUUGUUCUGGCAGCAAUCUCUUAAAGCUGGCUGCUGUCAGAAUAAAUAACAAACAGCUUUUUUGCUUUGUUUGCAUGGCUUAUGGCCAGUUGGAUCAAUACUGGAGAAGAGCAUAGUGGAAGCUUCUCUUCCCCCCCCCUCGUGGUGAGGAGUUGGGCAACCAGGGUGCAGCAGCAGCAGCAGUCUUAAAAGUAAAACAAUUUGAGCUGCACAUAUAUAUGGUAGUAAGCCCCAUGAAAUUACUUCUGAGUAAACGUGCCUAUGAUUGGGCUAAUUGGGGGAGGGAUGAAUUUACCAGACAAAACGUUGGCUGCCAACCUCUAGUGAUUAUGUGUAUCUUGGAUCUGUAUAUAUCUACAUGCUUAUUCAAAAGAGUUUUAUUUUACAAACUGUGCACCUGUAAAGUUUCUUAGCAAUAAGAUAGAAGACUCAGCAAGUCUUUGUUACACUUUUGUAGGAAAAUCAAUCUGCUCAGUUUUAUAAUUCAUCAAAAAACAAACAUUAAAGCCUGCAAUAUGAGCAGUUUCCAGGAAUAAAUAAAAGUGAAAUGUAAGCCACAUUAAGUGUGUUCCAUGUACAGUGUGUAAUUAGUGCAUUCAAUAUUUGAUUUAAAAACUUCACUGAACUUUGUCAAGAUUAAAUUAAAUGUUCUGUUACUCUU